AUGUACCUGCAUCGAGCAAGAGCAUGUAGCACCCACAGCAGAGAUCCGAAGCCGUGGACAAUCGCCUUUCUUACAGUACUUGCCCUGAUGAUGGCAGCAGUGACUAUUGGACUUCUGGCUCAUGUCUUGGUCUCUGAUAUUCAAGUCGUUAGCAAUUCAGGACAAAAGAGUUCAAAUCAAUUCAAGAACUUACAGGAAAUGAAUGAAAAUUUGGUAGAUGAAAGAUUUGUAGAUUCGGCCUUGAACAAGCACUACAUCAAAAACCACAUAGUCAGACAUAUUCCAGAAGAAGAUGUUGUGAAAGCAGACAUUAUUAGGGUGCUCCAUGCCCCCUCUACUGGACAAAGAACUAUGGGAGAAAAAAAGAACCACAGCAUCUUAAAUCAGAAGAUAAGGAACACAAGAGCCUUGCCAGCUGAUGUCUUGGUAGUUCAAGUAAAUGAUUGUGGCAAACGAGCUAUCCCAUUAAUUGCCAACAGAAUAGUAUCUGGAAAUCUUGCAGCUAGGGGUGCCUGGCCUUGGCAAGUUUCUCUUCAGCGCAGCAACAUCCAUCAAUGUGGGGGCACUUUGAUUAGCAACAUGUGGGUGGUUACUGCAGCACACUGUUUCAGAACUAAUGCAAACCCACGCCAAUGGACUCUUAGUUUUGGAACAACAAUAAACCCUCCCUUAAUGAAAAGGGACGUCCGAAAAAUUAUUAUGCAUGAGAGGUACCGCCCCCCAGCCAGAGACCAUGACAUUGCCCUUGUGCAGUUUUCUCCGAGAGUCACCUUUUCAGACGACGUACGCCGAAUUUGUUUACCAGAGCCCUCUGCAUCCUUCCCGCCAAAUUCGACUGUCUACAUCACGGGAUUUGGAGCACUCUACUACAGUGGGGAAUCUCAAAAUGAGCUCCGAGAAGCCAGAGUACAGAUUAUAAGCAACGACAUCUGCAAGCAACCACAGGUGUAUGGCAAUGACAUAAAGCGUGGGAUGUUCUGUGCUGGGUAUCUGGAAGGAAUUUAUGAUGCCUGCAGGGGUGAUUCUGGGGGACCAUUAGUUGUCAGAGACAAUAAAGACACCUGGUAUCUCCUUGGAAUUGUGAGCUGGGGAGAUAAUUGUGGCCAAAGGAACAAACCUGGAGUCUACACACAAGUGACUUAUUAUCGGCGCUGGAUUGCUUCAAAAACGGGUCUCUAA
Messenger RNA from Phodopus roborovskii (desert hamster), 1179 nucleotides. It is a transcript of the gene Tmprss11a, whose product is annotated as transmembrane serine protease 11A. The transcript has 9 exons. Lineage: Eukaryota; Metazoa; Chordata; Mammalia; Rodentia; Cricetidae. Gene Ontology annotation, biological process: proteolysis. The coding region runs from base 1 to 1179 and encodes 392 amino acids. Gene Ontology annotation, molecular function: serine-type endopeptidase activity. The record is from RefSeq and is a predicted model, not a curated record.